AUGUCCCGCCCGCCACCCCUCCCACAUCCAACAACAACCCUCCACCUCUACCGGCAUCUCCUCCGCGAAUCCUCCUACCUCCCGGUCCUCAUCCGGCCCUUCUUCGACGAGCGCAUCACUACCCGUUUCCGCUCCCACCGGUGCGACCCCGGGCCCUCUUCCUGUCCACAAACCGCCUCCCGUCUCAAGCGCGCCCAUCACGACCUGCGCUACCUCCGCGCCGCCAACGCCGGCGACCUCCCACGCAUGCGCCGCAUUUUACUUCUCGCAUUCGGCCGCACGGGCGCAAAACGUCGACAGUUACUCACCGACCUGCUCCAACCAGAUACACCAACCAGCGACCUCGAGCUACAAAAAUACAUCGCCAAGGCGCGCGCCAUCGCCAAAGAAGGUCGGAAACCCGACUGGCUGGAUAACUGGGACACGGAAAAACUCAAGGCGUUUGUGCGCUCGCAAGUGGGCGACGCGCCGCCGGUGAUUAAUCAGCCCCGGACGCAGAUUACCAAUUUACAACUGACGCCAGAACGCGCGGUGCCGAAAGAGAAUAUCUGGGGCGGGGAGCUAAACAUCAAGGUUCGGAGGACGAAGCUGAAGAAUAAGUAUAAGCAGGUUGCGGAGAAAGUGCUCCCGCCUGUGCCGAGGGAGGAGUGGGAGCUUCUGAGGGAUUUGGUGAACAAAAAAGAGGAGUGGGAGGUCCCUGCACGACGAAGUGUGGGGGUGUCUGUUUGGGGGAAGGAGAAGGAAGCAGAAGAAGAGAAGGCAAUGGAUUGGGAUUGGAAGAGAUAUGCCACGCAAGCGAUCUGGAAGGUGGAUAGGCAGAAGAGUAGGAAGAAUAUGUUAUUGAGUGGACAGACGGAGGAGGAUCUGCCGAUGGGGGAGCAAAGGGCUAUUGAUUGUCAUCGGUAUACCCCCAGGCUGUGGAGGAGGACGUUGGAGCAGAUUUGGAGGAUGACAGCGGUUAUGGAGAGGAAAAAGGAUGGGAAGGGGUGGGAGAUUGAAUGGGGCAUGAAGAAGUAUGAGCCGCCCGUUGUGCCGGCGGCGGAUUCAGAGUUCUUCGAGGGCGCGCCGGUGAGGGUGGACCCGCGGAAGAAGGGGAAGAAGGGAAAGGCCGAAAAGCAGUGA
Molecule: messenger RNA, 1122 nt
Organism: Sordaria macrospora k-hell
Lineage: Eukaryota; Fungi; Ascomycota; Sordariomycetes; Sordariales; Sordariaceae
Source: RefSeq, a predicted model, not a curated record